Sitodiplosis mosellana (orange wheat blossom midge) is the source of this 5993-nucleotide messenger RNA. It is a transcript of the gene vari, whose product is annotated as protein PALS2. Gene Ontology annotation, molecular function: protein binding. Gene Ontology annotation, cellular component: plasma membrane; cell-cell junction. Lineage: Eukaryota; Metazoa; Arthropoda; Insecta; Diptera; Cecidomyiidae. Bases 3241 to 5076 code for a protein of 611 amino acids. The transcript has 10 exons. The record is from RefSeq and is a predicted model, not a curated record.
GUCUUAACAGCACUGUUGGUGACGCAACAUCCAUUUUUACAUAAACAAAAACCGGAGUGUGUUGUGCGCGCCUCAUCAACCAACGCGAUAAGUCAUCGCAAAAUUUCAAAAUUUCCAUCAGUUUUUUUGUGAUUUUGGGCGCUUUUUUCUUUCUUUUAUUUUAUAUCGCCCUAAACAGCACAUAUCAAGAUUCUUUAUAAAGUGAGAUAAAAUUCGAUUAAAUAAACAGUUUAUCUUUCUGAAAUUAACGAAAGGAAUAUCAAAAUCAGCGGCUAAACAAAUCCAAAGCAUAAACAAAAUCGUACCAAAGUGAACAGAAGAAAAAACAACAUGCGAAGAUGAAAUAAAAUUCGUUAAUAUUUAUAAAGAAAUAGUCGUUGAAUGGUUAAGCCAAAAGUGUUUUUAUAUGGAAAACCGGUUUUUGUUUCUCAGUGAUCAACAACGUAUGUUGAAAACGGUUCACAUAUCGCUCUAUUGGUGUUUGAUUCGAAUGAAUGCUUAUUUUGCAUUUUUUUCUCUCUCUCUUUCUGCUGUGCCGUGUUAAUGUAGUUGUGCUGCACUUCAUGCACAUUCCAUUCGUGCAGUUUAUCGGUUUUCUAUAUCGACCCACUAACAUCGAAAACACACACGUUACUCACUUUCAACGGAUUUACUGACCAAAAUCACUUAAUUUCAUUAAAACACAAAAGCUAAUGACCAAGAUGCCGACACAUAAUUGGACCUUACGGUGUGACCGGAGAAAAUAGUUCAUGUGAAUUCCAACGAAACAAGUAAAAGUGAACAAAUGUUUCCGCUCAUUAAUGAAAUGUGAAAUGAAACAAAUGUGAGGGUGGGAGAGAGAAAUAAAGUAUGCUAGAGGAUGAGAGAGAGAAAAAUGAAGCAUUGAGAUGUCAAUUGCUUGAAAACUUCAAGUUGAAGCACAUUUAAUUCGAACUGAUUAUCCUGAUGAUGAUCCGAAUUGAUUAAGAGGAUGCCAACUUAACCAAGAAUUGAUAGAAUGAAUCAUUUCUGUUCACGCCUUGUGCAUUCGUGACUUAUGCUCGAAAGGGGGAUUAUCACCGAAAUGUUGAAAAUGUGAAAAUAUUUGUCUCAUAAAAAAUGCAAAUGUUUCAAACUAGGGGCUAGGAACAAGUUGUGAGAUUCACAUAGAUUCGCAUAUAUUCAUGCGUUCGUGGCUUUAUUAUUGUUGUUGUACACUCAUUGCGCUGCGAAUGUCUCGUAUACACAGUCACACGAAUUCACAAAUAUUCGUACGGAUUCGUCUCAAGCGCUUGUGUUCUUACCCCCUAGGUUUCAAAUUAAAUUCAUUUUUCAUUCCGAAGAGAUAAACAAAAUCCUUAAUCUUUUUGUGAAAAUCACAAAAACAAUAUUCUGAACCAAUAUUUGAGAUUCUUUUUUGUUUCGCCAUUUGGGUGUGAGUUUGUUGUGAAUUUAGAGUGGGUAUUUUGAGCGCGGUAAAUUAGCAACGAGCCUAAAAUUAUGUGCCGGUGUGAGGUGAAUCGAUAACGCGCCGGUCAUUCUCUUAAUUAAGUAGCGUCUGCUUUGCCGUUGCUUGGACCAAAAACCACAUCACUUCGAUUCAAAGUAUCCACAAAUAUAAACAAUGUGACAAAUUGUAUCAAUGAAUUGGUAUGAUUUAAGCGUUGUGAUGCGAUUCGACGGGGCAUUUGAUGAGUUUUCAUGCUUCGAUGGAAAUGGACGCCUUCGCACUUUCGCUGAAAUCAUUUCAUUUAACACGUUGCUGUCCAAUGUUGUUUAGUCGUUAAUCACAAUGAUGUCGGAUUAAUUGCUACAUCUGUAAUUUCGUGAUCCCGGUGUUAGGCGCUUAGGCGUCAAAAAAUAGAGUAUCGACAGUAUUGCAUGGGAAAAACAGUGAAAACAUGAUGAUUGUGCAAAUAUAUACGUGGAAUUCGUGACUAAAUUCGCCGGCACAAGCAAAAUUGUGUUCGAUUCGGCGGUCAAAUGGUGUGUGUUGUUUAUUUGCCAACCGAUUUCGAGACAAUGCGAUGUUAUUUUUGAAAACGGUUCUAACGCGUUGCAACGUAUUUUGAGCGUAGAACACGAUAAAAACGACCAAGAAAAAAACUCGGAUGUCGUCACAACCGUAACGUCGUUGUUAUUAUAUCAACACACUUAUUUAUGAGCGUUUAGUGUGAAAAAUCCGCGGUACAUCGAUAUUUUACUCUUUCUCUCUCUCUCUCUUCCUCUUUCCCAAUGUGAUGAGUGUGUCGCACAUUUUUAGCACUACAUGAAAUGUAGAGCUACUAAUCUGCUUUUUUUUGUCUAGAUACUUUUUGAGUGUUGAAACAAAUUAUGGUGAAUUUGAAUUUUAUGCUCAUAUUUUUUGUUUAAUUUAAAACAGUGGCAGUAACGACAAAUAGGUGCAUAAUAUCUCAAAGCGCCAAUCAAAUUUUUAUUAUCAAAUGUUGUUUAAAAAUUACAUUAAUUUUUCGUAUAAUAUUUUCUGUGUCUUGAACAGAAUUAAAGUGAUUUUAGAUUCAAUGCUCAUAUUUUUUAUUUAAUAACCAAAGGCAGUAUAUUUCAAAAAGGAAAUAAAACCAAGAUCUUGUAAUUCAUUUUGCAAAUAAAUAUAUUACUUCAAAGUUACUUUGAUGAAAUACAUUUCAUGUAGUGCGCCAAAAAUUAGUUUGUUGUGAAACAACAAAAUAGAUUAAGUAACUAAAAACUCAAGAACGCAUAGCGGAGCGAAGCGAAGCUCUGCGGUCUUGUUUGACUUCGACCGAAAUCAUGAGCAAUUUAAAUUGUUGUGGCUUAAUAGAUAGGAAUGUUUCGUUGCUUUUCGCGUGCUCCAAUGGUUUUUUUCGUCGAAAAUUCCCUCUUGUUGGCGCUGUGCCCGUAUUUGAUUGUGAACGGAUGAAUACAUCAUUGAUUCGAAUUUAUUUCGUACGCGGCAUGGUCAAGCGCGCGAGCGUAUACGAGUGUGUGUGUGUGUGUUUGAAGUGCGGCGAAAAAACAUUCAAACAAUCAGUUCAUUUGAUAAAUUCAUUCGGGAACGAUGCGAACGCAUCUCGGCGCAAAUUUCUGUCGAAUAACGCCGUUUUUUUCUCUCUCUUUGAAUUCGCGAAAAUCUAGAUUGCGUCAAGUGCAGUGUUUGCGAAAAAAAUGAAUAAUGUGAUGUGUUUUCAACAAAGUUGAAUGUGAGACACGAACAGUAGAAAAAAUACAUUGUGACAAUUAAAUUCAAGUGUAAAGCGAUAAACAAGUUCGACGUUGAAAGUGAUGGCUCGAUUAAGUAGGAAACAACAACAAGACAAACGUGAGCUACUUUCGAGCUUGAAUCAUGUGAAUAAUAGCAUCGGUUCAAAGCAUGCGGUUGAAAAUCAGGCUUUCCAAUAUUCGGAAUCAAAUGGUACAAAAGGAAACGAUGAAACAGAUAUGGUAUUUUUGAAGGGAAUCUUAGACAGUCCAGCCGUUACACAAAGGUUCAAAACUCCAGAUAAGUUCCACGAGGAGAUAGAAUUAAAGCCAAUUCAAUUGGACAAUAGAAGUCUUUGCCGUAGUCUUGCGCAACGAUUGAGUCGAGCUCGAAACACUGAUGCCCGCGAACUAUCCCGACUAUUGAGUAAAACCCAUUUUAAAGCGUUAAUCGAAACACACGACGAAGUUGGAGCACGAGCUCUAGAGUCGCGUCCACCAAUCGACCCACGAAAAGUAUUAUCUAAGGAAUUUAUUGAAGCAACCGAAUACGGAAUGCCGGGAGCUGAAACCAUUCGAAUGGUCGGUCUUCGACGAAAGCCAAACGAAUCACUUGGCAUGACCGUCGAAGUCGAUGAACACAAGCAAUUGGUAGUGGCACGAAUUUUAGCCGGAGGAAUGAUUGAUCGUCAAGCGUUGCUUCGGCCGGGCGAUGUCAUUUUGGAGGUGAAUGGCGUACAAGUUUCAUCACCUGAAGCAUUGCAAGAUCAAAUUAUGCUGGCCAAAGAGUCGAUUACCCUGAAGAUUGGACCGAGCGUUGAUGAAGAGAUGAAAUCCGGCAGACUCAUGAUGUCUGGUGGUCAGUGUUACAUGAGGGCAUUGUUUGAAUAUGAACCAGAGGAAGAUACCCUAUUGCCAUGCAAAGAAAUCGGCUUACCUUUCCAAUAUGGUGACAUUUUGCAAAUUAUCAAUGUAAAAGAUCCGAAUUGGUGGCAAGCCAAGCAUAUUGGUCAAAAUGAAGUGACCGGUUUGAUUCCAUCGCAAGAGUUGGAAGAGCGGCGAAAGGCAUUCGUUCCACCCGAAGCCGAUUACGUCCAUUCGAUUAGUAUUUGUGGAACAAAGAUUUCGAAAAGAAAGUUAAAGAAAUUGUACAAAACGAAGGAGAAUGCCGAGUAUGACAAAGCCGAUUUGGUUCUGUAUGAAGAGGUGACGCGUAUGCCACCAUUCAAGCGAAAGACAUUGGUUUUGGUUGGUGUACAAGGAGUGGGUCGACGAACGCUCAAAAAUCGCUUGAUAAAUAGCGAUCAAACCAAAUUUGGCUCCAUUAUUCCACACACUUCCCGUCCACCGCGCGUUCUCGAAGAAAAUGGCAAGAAUUAUUGGUUUAUGGACCGUGAAAAUAUGGAACGUGAGAUCAGUGAGAAUAACUUUUUGGAAUAUGGUGAAUACAAUGGCAAUUUGUACGGAACACAUUUGGAUUCCAUUCGAGAUAUCAUCAAACAAGGUAAAAUGUGCGUUUUGGACUGUGCACCAGGUGCAUUGAAAAUGCUUCACAACAGCACCGAGUUCAUGCCAUAUGUCAUUUUCAUUGCUGCUCCCGGAAUGGAACAGUUGAAGCAACUCUAUGCUGAACGCAGAGUCACCGGUGGUUCUCAACGCAAUUUAGCGUUUGACCGACAAAGUUCAAUCAGAUACAGUUCACGACGAGCACGUACACUUGAAUCCUUGGCUUCCUUAUACGAGGACGAUGAUUUGAUAACCACAGUGGAGGAGAGUGCGUUGCUUCAACGAAAAUACGAAAAGUAUUUGGAUAUGGUGAUUGUAAAUGAGGAUUUCGACAUCACAUUCAGAAAAGUGAUUGAAGCGCUGGAAGCUCUAAGUCACGAACAUCAAUGGGUCCCUGUCAAUUGGAUCUACUAAGUCGCUGCAAUUGCUCAGCUCAAUGCGAAACAAAACAAAAAUCAUCGAUUCAUUUUUUUUCACAACACGAAGUAUUCUUUAUUAGUUUAUUCAGAAAAGACAUGGGCGUGUGUGCACAAAGUGCAACGAGAUAAAGGAAGGAAUGUCAUGCAUUUACUGCCCGAUUCACAUACAAAACGUACGAAUUAAAUGUUAAGCGGAAUGCAAUAUUUAAAUUACGAUGCCUGGCGCAAUGUGUUCAACACACAAGCGAUUGGAAUCAGUCAAAAGUUACAAAUUUACCGAGCCAGACGAAAGAACAGAAAAGAAACGUAGUCGUAGAAAAGAAAUGUGCACUAACUAUUUUAUUGAUAUCAUUUUGGUUUUCGAAAAUUCAUAUAUUUUUUUUCAUUUUGGAUUCUUUCAAAAAGAUCAAAAUUCUUUUUCUCUUCUGUUCUUUUUAAUAUUAUAUAUCGAAUCGUUUCUUUAUGUCAGAGCAAUCGUUUUUGUUUCAUUUUAUAUUCGUUGUAUAGAAUUUCUUUCAUUAAUUUUAUUUACUGUGUUGUUAGCGGUAUAGAAAAACAAAUUGCGUCCAUUUUAAAACAUAAAAUCUCAUUGUUGUAAAACACAUUUGUAAAUUAGAAUUUAAGUCGACAACAACAAAAAACCGUACCAUAGUUUUUACUAGAAGAAUCACAUUUAUAUCCGAUUUUCUGCUCAUUGAUAUUGUUUUUUCGUCCUUUUUCAAAUCAUCAUUGGAAGAAAUUUCUUUUUUUUUCGAACUUUUAUACAACAAAAAAUAUAAUUUACGAUUAUAUAUGAAGAGAGAACUUUAGUUCAAAAAGCCAAUAUAUAUCAUGUAGAAUGUAUAUUGCGAGAAUCAUUCGAAAGUAUGUAUUUGAUACAUGGAAAAAUAAAAUUGAUGUUCGCAACGAAAA